UCUAAAUGUUAAAUGUUAAAUCUAAAUGUUAAAUGUUAAAUCUAAAUGUUAACUCUAAAUGUGUCGCCAAGUGUAAAGCUAAAUAUUUAGAAAAUAUUCAAAUCCCCAAUGAAACCACGCCCGCUUCAAAUCGCGCGGCAAAGAUCGAGCGGCAAAGUCAAAGACAAAGACAAAGACAAAGUCAAGUAGGCAUGGCCGGUUCUCUCGGAGUCCAGGACAUCGAACGGGUGGUUAUUGCAGCUGUACGGGCUGCACUCCAGGGUGUAGCUCCCCCGGUCCAGUCCACAUCAGCAACGGUUUCAACACCAGCGGUGCCCAGUGCCUCAGGCACUUCCAACUUUGCCACCACCGUCACAUCACUGAGAUCAGCUCCUCUGCCAUCCAUCCCUCUACGUAAUCGGGCUCAAUCGGGAUACUUGAGACGAAGGAAUGUCAAAACAUACACGAAGGAUGUUGUAUGUUUAACAUUUUCACCGGGGGUAUCGGUCUUCAUUAUACCCAGAGGAGAAACUCGGACCAGGUUAGCUACGGCUGGCCUUGUUGGAAAAAUUUAUUUUUCCACAGAAUGGUCUGAAGACCAAGUGACAGCUGAAAUAACAGCUAUCUUCAGUGGAGCAUUUGGCUUAUCAGAGCACCAGUCACUUCCAUUUCAGUUUUUGAGCACCAUCAAGGGGUGUAAAAAACUGAUGAUACCGAAGGUCACCUCCAAUUUCCCCUGGGGUGGUAAAGAAGUUGCCUCCAUCUGUUCCAGCACAUGCCUGUAUAUUAUGGCAGAAAUGGAAGUUCCUGCACAGAACUGUAGUGUGGAGCUGUCUGAUGACAGUGAUUUUGAAAGCCCGGUUGUACAACGAAGGAGAGUGACUCGGAGAGAUGCACCGUCCAGAGCCCAGAGCGAACACUGUGAGAGGCAAGAGAGGGUGGAAGCCAGUGCUCCUCCAUCUAAUGAUGGGAUGGACCUACAGGGACAGCGAGGGCCAAAUGAAGCUAUGAAUCACUUUGCAGUGACUCAGAGACAUGCACCGUCCAGAGCCCAGAGCGAACACUGUGAGAGGCAAGAGAGGGUGGAAGCCAGUGCUCCUCCAUCCGAUGAUGGGAUGGACCUACAGGGACAGCGAGGGCCAAAUGAAGCUAUGAAUCACUUUGCAGAUUUCAUUCCUAUUGAUAUUGAAGAAGAUGAAGCCAUUGAGGAGGCCAUCAGACGCAGUCUUUUAGAAGAGUCUGUGCAGCCCUUACAGGAUUCAAGGUUUGCAGAAAGUUUGAGCAUAGAAGAAAUUACAGGAAUUGUGAAAGCUCACAGUGAGAGGGUUGUCACAGAAGCAUACAGACCAAUCUACAUCAGCCGAGGGAACGUGUGGACAACUGCCCUCCGACAGUUUAGUAGACGGAAAUUCACUGAGUGCACCGAUCUGCUGUAUGUCACCUUUGCCAGUGACGAAGGCACCAACGAAGAUGGAGAAGACCUCGGAGGGCCACGGCGAGAAUUCCUCCGUCUGCUUGUGAAAGCCAUCUUCACAGAGAGUGGAGCAUUUGAAGGUAAUCUUUUUUUUUUUUUGCAUAAUUGUUAUGUACUUUACAUCAAAUGUACUUCUGUGCUGUGGUGGUACAAUUAUUUUACUUGCAUACUGGGUAAGCUGCCCUCUUAAAGUUUGGGUAACAUA
Gadus morhua (Atlantic cod) is the source of this 1658-nucleotide messenger RNA. RefSeq lists its product as uncharacterized. Gene Ontology annotation, molecular function: ubiquitin-protein transferase activity. The record is from RefSeq and is a predicted model, not a curated record. The transcript has 8 exons. Bases 33 to 1643 code for a protein of 536 amino acids. Lineage: Eukaryota; Metazoa; Chordata; Actinopteri; Gadiformes; Gadidae.